UUCUCCUUUUUGUAGGCAUUUAGUCAAACAUGACAUGGAAAUCAGCUGCUUUGAAGUUGGAGAAAACCCACUUUGGUCUCAAGUCUCAACUUCUACGAAACCGAUGAGAGAAGAGAGAGAAAGAGAGGAGAGAGAAGAUGUACCAGUGAUUUGAUCUGAAGAAGAAGCAAAGCUUACAGAAGACAGAUGCGAGAGAAAGAGGAUGGGAAGCUGUGCAGUGGAAGGUGGCUGUCCCAGCGACUACAUAGCCAUUGUUAUCUCCUCCAUCUCCAUGAUUUUGCUUCUGUCACGUAUAAUAGUGCCCUUUGCGGUUCACAAAAUUCCUCGAUGUAAAGGCAGUGGCUUCUGGAUUCCAACCAUUCAAGUCUUUGCUAGUUUUAGCCUUGUAUUGUCAAUUGUGCUUUCCCUCAAUUUCCUAAAAUUCAAGAAGAGGCAUUUGUGGCGGUCUUGCUAUGUGUGGGCAGUCUGGAUUGAAGGUCCACUUGGAUUUGGAUUGCUGCUGAGUUGUCGCAUAGCGCAGGCCUUCCAACUAUAUUAUAUUUUCGUCAAGAGGCGUCUGCCGCCAAUCAGAUCUUAUGUUUUCCUUCCGCUAAUUCUCUUGCCAUGGAUCGGCGGAUCUGCGUUUAUGCAUAUCAGAAAACCCUUGAAUCAUCGAUGCCACAUGGAGUUUCCAUGGAUAGUUCCGGUCACGUCCCUUCACACACUGUAUGUUAUUGCUUUGGUUGGCUUCACUGGAGCCGUACGGCAUAUCGAGUUCAGGUUUGAUGAACUGAGAGACCUCUGGCAUGGAAUACUUGUUUCAGCCUCAUCCAUUGGAGUUUGGGUCGCUGCUUAUGUUUUGAAUGAAAUUCAUGAUGAUAUCUCAUGGCUUCAAGUUGCUUCCAGGUUUCUUCUGUUGGUUACGGCAGGUAUUCUUGUAUUGACGUUGUUCUCUAUAUCCAGUUCACAACCUUUGCUCUCACAAAUCAGCUUAAGGAAGAGGGAACCUCUGGAGUUUGAAACAAUGGGUAAAGCUCUGGGCAUACCUGACAGCGGACUACUAUUCCAAAGGGAACCUCCUGCAACGAUAAAUCCUAGCGAACCGCUCGAUAAACUUCUUGAGGAUAAGAGAUUCCGCCAAUCCUUCAUGGCAUUUGCAGACAGUUGUUUGGCAGGGGAGAGUGUGCAGUUUUAUGAUGAAGUACACGAACUUGGUAAAAUACCUCUAGAGGACCCUGUUAGAAGGAUUUACAUGGCACGGCAUAUUAUUGAGAAGUACAUAAAAGCAGGAGCUACAAUGGAGGUAAACAUAUCUCAUCGAAGCCGACAAGAAAUUCUAACUACUUCCAAUCUAGCAGACCCGCACCUUUUUAGCAAUGCAUUAAAUGAGUUAAUACAGUUGAUGAAAAUGAACUUGGGAAACGAUUACUGGUCAUCAACGUUCUUCUUGAAGUUCAAAGAAGAUUCUAGCAUGAGACCGAAUGACCAUGACUUGGAGCAGAUGAUUGGUUGGAUUUACUCUCCUAGGUUGAGCUCUGUUCAUGGUGUUGAUGAUCCCUUCCACCAAGAACAUUUUUCAAAGGGCUCUGGCUGCGAUUCUUUCGACUGAGGUCAAAACUCAUGGACUAUUUAACUACCGUAAUUCGUUGGAAACACGGACUGCUAUGACAAUGCCAUGAUGCUAAGAUAUGUUCCUCUCCACAGGCAAUGCUGCUCAGAAAUGGUGAAGAAAUGGGCUGAAUCAUGAACCCAAGUGGGAGAAAAUGUUGUGCAUGAAAAACGUGGAGACUUGGAUUAUUUGGUUGGUGAUUCCUUGAUUUGAGUUUAAGGCCGCAUAGAUAGAAAGCUAGUGCCUAAUCGUCUAGUCUUUUUUUUUUUUUUUUUUUUUUUUUUUUUUUUUUUUUUUUUUUCAUAGUAAUGGCUGGGAAAGUCUGAUAUCUAAAUACAUGGACGAGAUCGAUUUUUUUUUCUU
Morus notabilis is the source of this 1951-nucleotide messenger RNA. RefSeq names its product regulator of G-protein signaling 1. Lineage: Eukaryota; Viridiplantae; Streptophyta; Magnoliopsida; Rosales; Moraceae. Bases 203 to 1588 code for a protein of 461 amino acids. The transcript is spliced from 11 exons. The record is from RefSeq and is a predicted model, not a curated record.